Molecule: messenger RNA, 5301 nt
Organism: Sander lucioperca (pikeperch)
Lineage: Eukaryota; Metazoa; Chordata; Actinopteri; Perciformes; Percidae
Product: potassium voltage-gated channel subfamily KQT member 4
Exons: 15
Coding region: 1046-3151 (701 amino acids)
Biological process (GO): potassium ion transport; transmembrane transport
Cellular component (GO): membrane
Molecular function (GO): voltage-gated potassium channel activity
Source: RefSeq, a predicted model, not a curated record
AUUAUGUUUUGGAAGGCACAGAUAAGGAAUCUGGGGCACUUUGAUCCUUAUAAACUCCUUGGAUAAUGUAUAAUACUUAUACAGCAUUUAGGUGCAUAUGCACAAGGGGCAGUUCUUAUCAAAGUUAUCAACUCUCCCAGAAAUAUCCUCAUUCUUCCGGGAAAGCUUCAUUAACAAGAACAUCAUUGUCUGGUCAUCCUCUCCCCGUCACUGCGUGCAUCCCGUCCUCGCCUCUCGCCAGCCCUUCUCUUUCUGAACGUCAACUCACCAGAAAGAGACUUUAUUUCAUCUUCGUUAGCUUUUACAAACCAGAUGCGAACAUCGGCAAGCGUUUAUUUGGCUUUUAUAGAGUUGGUCGUCUGCGAUUCUUGACAUCAUACUGAUGGUCUUCACUUCUGCGCUCUCCACCCCGCCUGCCAGAGCGGAGGAUCGCUGGACCAGAGAAACGCACAAGGAGGGGAGAGCAGGCUGAUGCUAGCGGCUGUGGCGAGUCUCACAUUGUCAGUUCAAACUACAGGAGCAACUUAGACGAACUUGAUGAAAGACUGUAGUUGGAUAUAGUUGGUUUGGAGGACACAGAUUCACUGCAUGAAAAUUUCGCUCGCUUGCUCUAGGUAGCCUUGUUUAGUGAUUUAUGACUGCACGUUUAAAAGGGUAUUUAUGGUAAUAUGCUUUAUUGAUUGAGGUCAGUUUGGUCUAUUUCUGCAAAGUGAUGACAGGUUUUUCAAUGUAUUCUUGGACUUAGUGCAUGUGUAAUUACUUAUCUGAACCCCGCUGAUCUGACUCUUAACAAUGAUCGCUGAAUGUCACAUUUCAGUGCGACACACUUGUCCAAAUAUUGUGCAUCUGUUCUUUUGCGACCGCGAUUUGAUUUACAGAUAACUUUGAAAUCUUGAGUUAUAAAACCUAGACUGAAAAUUAGCAUGGGUGAUAUUUAGCCUACUCAUGGGUUUUGGCCGGUUGUCUAGUUUAGUCCACUUUAUGACAAGACGGACUAUGACUUGGUCAAAACUUUGCUCUGCGCUAGUUUAAUUGUGCCAGAUUGAUGUUAGGAAGUCCGUCAAACAACGGCGGCAUCAGAAUGCUGGUGCCCCCAGAUCCGAACGACGACAGGCGGGUAGAGUUUGUGGCUCUCACCGCUGUCCACACGGAGAGAAGCGAACCGUCCAGCCCGGAGCGCGGACACCCGUCUCACCGCACUGGUCUGCUGGGUACCCCGCUGCCCGGGCCGCCCGGACCCCGGGCCAACUCGUCCUCUUCAAACAAACGCUGCAGAAAGUUGCAAAACUGCAUGUACAACGUGCUGGAAAGACCAAGAGGAUGGGCAUUCAUCUACCAUGCAUUCAUUUUUGUGCUGGUGUUCAGCUGCUUGGUGUUGUCUGUGUUCUCCACAAUCCCCGACCACCAGAAGUUUGCCAACCAAAGCCUCUUCAUCCUGGAGUUUGUGAUGAUCGUGGUGUUUGGCUUGGAGUACUUCAUAAGGAUCUGGGCAGCUGGCUGUUGCUGCAGAUACCGUGGAUGGCAGGGACGGCUGAGAUUUGCCAGGAAGCCCUUCUGUGUCAUAGACUUCAUAGUAUUUGUGGCAUCACUAGCAGUAAUAGCAGCUGGGACGCAAGGCAACAUUUUCGCCACGUCAGCCCUGCGCAGCAUGCGUUUCCUGCAGAUCUUGCGUAUGGUUCGUAUGGACCGACGGGGAGGCACCUGGAAACUACUGGGCUCAGUGGUUUACGCUCACAGCAAGGAGUUGAUUACUGCCUGGUACAUAGGUUUCCUGGUCCUGAUCUUUGCCUCCUUCCUUGUCUACCUGGCAGAGAAAGACAUCAACUCAGACUUUAACACCUAUGCAGACUCCCUCUGGUGGGGGACUAUUACUCUUACAACCAUUGGCUAUGGUGACAAGACCCCGCGUACCUGGCAAGGACGGCUCCUUGCUGCCGGCUUCGCUCUUUUGGGAGUCUCCUUCUUUGCCCUGCCUGCCGGAAUUCUGGGGUCAGGCUUUGCCUUAAAGGUUCAAGAGCAGCACAGGCAGAAACACUUUGAGAAGAGAAGGAUGCCUGCUGCCAACCUGAUACAGGCUGCAUGGCGUCUCUACUCUACAGAUGCCAAACACUCCUAUCUGACAGCUACAUGGUACUUCUAUGACAGCAUGUUGCCUUCAUUCAGAGAACUGACGCUACUGUUCAGUCACCUCCAGCGACAGCGUAACACCAAGAAGGUUCUCCACAACUCCUACCACACGCUGCUGUCUGGGCUGCGGCCCUACAGCUCCCCCUACCUGUCAGGGGACAGUCAACUCCUUCCUAAAAAACGGAGUCUCUUCCGGAUUCACGCUGGCCGCAAGCAGAGCAGUAAAAUAGGCUUCCGGGAUCGGAUUAGGAUGAACAAUUCCAGAUCAUCCCAAACCAUUAGGAACAAGGCCUCACCGCUGCCCCCGGACUCUGGUGUCCGCUGCUCUCCCAGCCAGGAGAACGUCCCCGAUGCCACCAGCCCGGGGAAGGUCCAGAAGAGCUGGAGCUUUAAUGACCGCACACGUUUUCGCACCUCUCUUCGCCUCAAACCACGUCCACCUGUUGAUGUAGAGGGGGUCGGGGAGGACAGUGUGGAAGACAAACCAUUUUGUGACGUGGCCAUGGAGGAGGUAAUCCCAGCAGUGAAGACACUCAUACGGGCUGUCAGGAUAUUAAAAUUCCUUGUGGCCAAGAGGAAGUUUAAGGAGACACUGCGUCCGUAUGAUGUGAAGGACGUCAUAGAGCAGUACUCUGCUGGACACCUGGACAUGCUGGGCCGUAUCAAGAGCCUGCAGAUGCGGGUGGACCAGAUAAUUGGGCGAGGAAACGUUCAGCCCGAUAAGAAAGCGCGCUCUGAAAAGGGAGAGAAGACGCCGCCAGAACUGGACCCACUGGAUGAGCUAAGCAUGAUGGGACGUGUAGUCAAGGUGGAGAAACAGGUACAGUCUAUAGAGAACAAGCUGGACCUCUUGCUCAGCUUCUACUCCCAGUGCCUAAAGAAAGGCUCGUCUCACUUCACCCUGUCUUCCCUCCUGGAACCCGAGCUGACAUCUGACUACCACAGCCCCACAGACCAAAGAGACCUCUCCCCCUCCGCUAACACACUCAACAUCUCUGAGAGCGGCAACUUGGAAUCACAGUGAGCUGAGAAGUCUCUGGGCUGUCCGAACACAGACACACAACCCUACAGUAUGUUUUCCGGCGGCUGAGUCCUCACUUUAAGCAGCCCAACCUUAAUGUCAUCAAUCAUUUAAUUUCUGUCUGGGAUGAUUUGCACCCUUCUAUCUUAAAUCUGCACCCUCACCGUUUUUUUUUCCUGAAGUGAAUGCAUUUCCAGAGCUGAUACAGACGGAGGCCACCGGAUGGCUCCACCAAGGAGCCUCAGCCAAAGCUGCUCACCGCACACGCCUCUCAUCCCACUACAUGGAGAUGAAGAGAGGGAUGAACAACUAUAACUUGACUACUGAACUACUUUCACCCACUCACAUCAUGCUAUUUAUCUAUGCCUCCCUUAAAGCUUCAACUGUACAUCAUCAGACUAUGAAUUUUUGUAAAUCUUUGGAGAAAUCUUGUUCCCCCCCCCCCAUCAUAAUUUUUUUUUUUCUUUCUUGGCUGCUUGAAUCAACUGACUGAAAGUUUGCUGACUCACUUGACAUAAACAGUGCUGCAAGUGCCAUACCAGUCAUUUGUUCAGUACCUUAGGAUGGCUGUGGUGAAUGUAAUGGUUCCUACCUGCGAAUUUCGCACCACCAGAGAAAUGAUUAAACACCGAAGGAGCCGUCGACACAGAAAUAAUCUGCUCCCUCGGACCUGGACGGGCAAACUGGGCUAACAGCCCAAAGCACUGAAACUCUAUGGUACACCUUCCUACCCAAAGAAGGGAGUUUUAAAUAUGUAAAUCCUGUUUUAUUUGCCCAAACUUGUCACGUGAAAACAGAGCUGGAAGAAUGCCUUGGAGUGACUGAUAUGUACUGUACUUUGUUGUUUGUUUUCAUCUCCAUUCCUUCUCUCAGACAUUCUGUCUCCAACAAGCCCACUUGCAAAAAAAAACAUUAUUCCCUGUUUGGCUGGCAUUCAAGUGAGGAACUUAUUUAGGAUUUAAUAGAGCCAAAACAUCCUUAAUCUCUUCUUUGCAAUGUUUCAAAGGUGACUUUAUCUCCUUGAGUAUUUUAGUAACCUAACUUUGUGUUUUUAACAUGCCCUUUAAACCUCUCUGUCUUGCAGCCCAUGCACCCCCUCCCAGACAUGCAUGUUACUGUAGAUAAAACCUCAAUGAUCCUAAGAAGUUAGACAUUUAUGUCACAUUUUUUCUGCACUGCUACUCAUCACGCAGAUCUAGCCUUAGGUCAGGUUCACCAUGUCAGCUGGUCAGCCUUUCUUACAGGAGGAUAGUUUUCACUCUUACAGUCAUCAGAUGGCAUGCAAUCUUGCAGUUAGGAGCUAUGGAGAUGAUGUAGAAAUCUUUUUGGCCAGUUUUUAACCUCAUGAAUGCACGUGUCUUAGGAAAUGGUUCCAGCCUUACAGCUUCACUACAGACAGACAGGGUGCAGGGUUGGCACCCAUAGGUGUUACUGACUAUUCUUGCCUCUCCUCUGUCUUUUCUGUUUCUUUCUUGGAGAUAUUUGAUACACAGUUAACGCUCUGUGGACAAAACUGGAGAGUGCAAAAAUGCGCGCGCGCGCGCGCACACACACACACACACACACACACACACACACACACACACACACACACACACACACAAAACAUUAAAGCAUUUCCUUUACUUAAAUACUUUGACACUUGAUAAAUAUAACACAGUUUUGUCUUUUUAUCUUUGUUAUGCAUUAAUUUUGUAUAACCCAUAAUGGCAAAAUUCAGUUUUUUUUUUUAUUAUUUUGGUUGUCAAAGUGAAUGUAGAAUUUAAGUUAAUAUAUUUAAUUCAGUUAUAUAUAUGAUCUUUAAAUAGAUGUAGCAUUUGUUGUCAAGUUGAAUCAUGGAUGACACAACUGUAACUACACACAGCUGAUCAGGUUCACGCUCAGCACCUCGCAGAGCUCAUAUGUAUAUUUUUUUAAUGUCAUCAGAUAAUUGCUGACAGCUUCAACGAAGAAAACAUUCAGCAUACUGUAUGGCCAGUGAAAACAGUUCUUCUGUCCCUGCAAGUGAUUCAUGUAUUUGUUCCAGUCAAACCAGUUGACUCAGGUGCUCCACUUUUCCAUUCAAGCCAAGCCUAGACUUUAAACAGUGAAUGUACUUCCUUGGUUGGUCUAUUUAUGAUCUGAUGCCAUGAGGAAUAAAAUGGCACUUCAGA